ACACACAUGCAUGGGGAUGUGUAGGUGCGUGUGUGUGUCGUGUGAUAUGUGUAUCGUGUUCUCUCUCUGUGUGUCUCCAUCUCUCCGAAGCUGAAAGUGUUAAUUUGCCAAAUUCUGUGCAUGUGCAUAUGUCAGAGUGUGUGUGUUUAUAUGCAUUUGUGUAUGUGCAAUACUGCUGUUGAUGCUGUAGCCAAAAUUCUGUUGUUGCAGCCGAUUGAAACCAUAUACGACGGCCUUGUCAAGCAUUUUAUUAUUGUCGCGCGCGUACUGAGCUGCCGACAAGAAAACAACUGAAAUAUACAAAAUAAAACGGAAAGAAAACAAGAAAAGAAAAACUGCCCCACAGGCAACACACAGCAGCACAGCAGCAACAACACGCAGCGCAUUGCAAUCCCCGCUGAUGCUGCGACCGAGCAACACCUGCAGCUGGAGCUGGAAUUAGCCACAAACAAAUUGCAUUAGCUAGCAGUUAGUCAAAGAGUCUCUCGUUGAAAACAUCGCAGCUCAGCAGGAAAAGCCGGCGUCAUCGCAUUGAUCAACACAAAAUAUAUCUCUAUAAACAACAAGUUGAAAAAAGUCCUCUAAAAGAGAGAAAAAGAAAGCAAGACACAGGGGAGAGGGACAGUGAGAAGCGGAGAGUCAGUGUGACCAGGUGACCAGGAGAGAGGGAGAGGCGUUUUCGCUGUGAGCAGCACAUAAACAAAUCGCCCAUUUGAAUGGAUCCCUGUGUUGGCUGGUUUCAGGAGGAACAGGAGGGACCAGCGUUGCGCACAUGGUUAAAGAUUUGGGAGACGAAUGCCCAGGAAAUGGGUGCACUUCUCGAGCAGCAGCUACAACAGAAUAACAACAAUAACAACAACGGCAGCAACAACAACGGCAGCAGCAACAACAGCAAUAGCAACGCUGGUGGUCAACAGGUGGUGGGCACAAGCAAUACAAAUACUAGGCUGCUAAGCAACGGUCCUACAAUCAGCCUGCGUGAUCCCGACUCAUUACAAAUUCUUCUUCAGCAGUUUAACGGUACAGCGGCAUCGCGUCACGGCAACAAUACCAACAACACUAACGGAGGCAAGAGCUCAAGCAACACAUCUAUCGAUUCCACAUCGAACAACGACAAUAACUCCUCCUCGCCAGUGAGCAGCAGCAGCAACACCAGCAGCGGCGGCAACAGCAACGUCAACAAUACAGCAACAAGCAGCACAACAGGCAACGGAACAACGACAUCGGUAACAGCAACAGUUGCCGCUGCAACAGCAACUACCGCAGUGACGACAUCAUCAAAUACAGCAGCAGGAGCAGCAGCAACAGCUGCUGCAAACAGCACAACGACGCCGCCAGGUAGCGAUAGCAACAACAGUAGCAGCAGCAGCAGCAACAGUAGUAGCAAUAACAACAGCAACAACACGACCACCGGCAACAGCAACAGCGGCGUCGGCAGCGGCGCCUUCAACAAUUUCGUAGUGAAUCCCGCGUCCAAAAUGCCGCUGCAUGAGCGAGCCAACACCUAUUACAAUCCAUCACGCAGGAAACGUGUGGUUGACAACAAAUCGAGCACACUCAAUUUGAAUAAGCACGCCGAAAUGAUUGCCAAAUACGGCGGUUGUCCGUGGCGAAAGCGCGACUUCAUCUACGGCGAGGGCAUCAUUGGACUGCACGAGGAGAUCGAGCAUUUCUAUCAGUAUGUGCUGCCCACGGCCUGCGAGCAUGCCAUACGCAAUGAGGUGGUCAAACGCAUCGAGACCGUUGUCCAUUCCAUCUGGCCCCAGGCUGUUGUCGAGAUAUUUGGCUCCUUUCGCACCGGCCUCUUUCUGCCCACCUCAGACAUUGAUCUCGUUGUGCUAGGCCUGUGGGAAAAGCUGCCGUUGCGCACACUGGAAUUCGAGCUUGUAUCGCGCGGCAUUGCCGAGGCGUGCACGGUGCGUGUGCUGGAUAAGGCAUCGGUGCCGAUCAUCAAGCUAACGGAUCGCGAGACACAGGUGAAGGUCGACAUAUCGUUCAAUAUGCAAUCGGGCGUACAGUCCGCGGAGCUGAUUAAGAAAUUCAAACGCGAUUAUCCGGUGCUGGGCAAACUGGUGUUGGUGCUCAAGCAGUUUCUGCUGCUACGUGAUCUCAACGAGGUGUUCACCGGCGGCAUCUCGUCGUACUCACUGAUCCUCAUGUGCAUCAGUUUCCUGCAAUUGCAUCCGCGCGGCAUCUUCCACGACAAAACGAAUUUGGGCGUGCUGCUGCUUGAAUUCUUUGAGCUGUAUGGCCGGCGAUUUAAUUACAUUCGAAUUGGCAUCUCCAUUAAGAAUGGCGGCCGUUACAUGGCCAAAGAUGAUCUGCAACGUGACAUGGUCGAUGGCCAUAGGCCAUCGCUGCUAUGCAUCGAGGAUCCCCUAACGCCUGGCAAUGACAUCGGACGCAGCAGUUACGGUGCCCUCCAUGUCAAGCAGGCCUUCCAAUGCGCCUAUCGUGACCUUACCCGGGCCGUCAAUCCGCUCAAUCUUUGGGACACCGAUCCGAGUACCCAUUCCAUAUUAGGUCGGAUAAUACACAUCACCGAUGACGUCAUCGACUAUCGCGAAUGGAUACGCGAGAACUUUGAGCAUCUGGCUGUCGUGGAUGCAGCACCGCUGCCCGCCGCCGCCGCCGCAGCUGCCUACACAAAUGGCGGCGCCAAAUAUGUGAUCAUGCCCUCCGGUGCCGUUGUGCAUCAGAUAUAUCAUCCGCAUGCGGUGCUGCAGCCGCACGCCAUCGCCCAGCCAUAUCAUACGGCUGCAGCUGCAGCGGCAGCACAAGCGGCGGCACAACAAGCGGCGGCGGCGGCAGUGGUUGCUGCACAACACCAACACCAGCAGCAGCAUCAACAGCCGCUGCAGCAGCAGCUACAGCCGCAGGCUCAAUCGCAGCUGGCCAUUGGCAAUUUGAAUCUGAGCGCAUUGCGUCAUCGGCGGGGCAGCACCUCAUCGGGCGAUGAUUCCGAGGACAGCAAAGAUUGUUGCGAUGCCGAUCGUGAGACGACGACGACGACAUCGGGGGGCAAUCAACAGAUUGUCGAGGUCAUUGACAUCACAUCGUCGCCCCCAAAUGGACUGGAGAAUGUGAACACAACAGCCAUUGUGCCCAUGCCCAUUGUGGUGGCCAACAGCAGCAGCAACAUCAGCAGUAGCAGUAGCAGCAGCAGCAACAACAACAACAGUGUUGGGGGCGGCGGCAAUGGAAGCAGCAACAGCUCGUCCACGGGCUCGUCGCCAGACAUGGAUCACCACCACCACCACCAGCAGCAACAACAACUUGGUGAACUUCCUUCCGCGGAUGCAGUGGACAACGAGGCGACAGCGGCACCGACGACGGCAACAACAGCAGCAGCAGCCACCACACCCACGGCCUACCACGUCAGCAGCAGCAGCAACUCAAGCAGCAGCAGCAGAACCUAUGGCCAGCAUCAUCACCAGCAGCAGCAGCAACAACAACAGCAGCAGCAGGGAGGAGGUCAACAGCGAAGUCACACCAAUUCCUAUUAUCGCCAGCAGUUCUAUGUGCCACCGCCAAUGCAACAGCAGCAACAGCAAUUGAACAAGUCCAUGUCCAAUCCACAGCAGCAGCAGCAACAGCAGACCAACUACAAUGGCCAUCAUCAGCAACAGCCGCAGCAACAACAGCGACCACAGCAUUUGCGGCUGUCGAGCAGCAAUAGUAGUAACAACAAUGCUGGCAACAGCAACAACAGUGGCGGAAGCUAUCACCAUCAUCAUCAUCACCAUCAGCAACAACAGCAGCAGCAGCAGCAACAUCAUCACCAUCAGCAGCAGCAAAUGCAUCACCAUCAGCAGCAGCAGCAACAGCGUCGACAUUAUCAACAGCAAUCAAGCUCAUCAGCCUCAUCAACGUCAUCGAAAGCGGUAGGUUCGCCCACAGUGUCAUCCACAACGUGCACAGCAGCAGCAGCUGCAACGGCGGCAUCAUCGGCAACAUCGAGUAGCAACAGCCAUAGUAGCCACAACAACAGUAGUCACGGUAGUCACAGUCAUAGCCACAGUCAUAGUCAUAGCCAUAGCCAUAGCCGAUUGCCGUCAAUGCGCGAGACACUGGUUAGUUCACCCUCUUCAAUAUCAAUCAUUUCCAUAUCGUCUGAAUCCUCAGUUGGCAGCUCAAGCUCAUCAUCAUCCCGUUCAUCGCGUUCCGGCUCGGGCGGAGAGUCCACCGACUCGGCUGCCGGGCAAUUGGUCGCGUCUGACGAUCGCUGAAGAGUACAAUCUCAUGCAGUACCAGAGGCGUAAUGAUUGUUGAUUGAUGAGCGAUUUGUUUCGAUUUGAUUGCAAGCGAGAUUCGCACAGAAAGCCAGACCGAAAGGUUGAUUGGGAGUGAAAGAGAAGAAGACCAAGAGAUAGCUAGCUAGCUAGUGAACAAGAAGAGAUGACAAAAGUAAGCAAUAAUAGGAGAUAGCAAGAGUCGUGUUUCAAUUUUAUUUAUUUAUACUCCUCCUUUUUAUAUGAAUCAAGAAUAUUACACGUAUACGAUUACUCAAGUUAUAUACACAGAGAAUGCACGUUAGGAACUUGGAAUAUCUUGUGAAACAUUUGCGUUUAGCGAGAAGGUAAUCAAAUAUGAUGAUAACUCGAUUCCUGGAAUCGCUUGUAUUCCUAUUUCAAACGAUUGCGCCAUUAUUGAUUUGUGGAAUGCAACAUCAGAAGAAUUACGUGAAUAUGAAACAAGAAUUCCCCUUUCCCAAUUUGCUGCAUUAGCUCCCACCAAUCGUAAUAACUAUAUCAACACACGUUUAGAUACCCAUUUUAAAUUGCAAUGACACGCCAAGAAAAACCGCUAGAGAGUUAUAAUAUCAUAUUUAAAUUGUUCAUUUUUUUCUUUAUAAAUAUGAUUUUAAUUAGUAAAUUGCAGUUUAUUAAAAUUUUGUAAUAUAUUUACGCUCGAUUGUAUAUACAAUGUAAAAUAUUAGCUUGACGAUAACAUGAAAACGAUGGCACUUUCUGUCUCACUCUACUCUUUCUCUCCUUUACUAACGAAAGUAGUGCCCAUUAACAGGAGCAAGUUGUUGCUGUCUCGCUUGCGCCCACAUCCAUAAGCAUUAAGAUAUAUAAAUAUAGUAAUAAUUCGUACACUUUUCCCUACAAUUGCUAAUAGUUGGUCUAUUUCAUUUUGUUUCUAAAAUGAAUAUGAAAUAAAACUAAAACAGAAUCACAGCAGAGAUAAAAACUACAUCUAAAUACUAUUAAAAAUCUGAAAAACAAAAAAAAAAUAUAUAUAUACAAAUAAGAAAAUACAUUG
Molecule: messenger RNA, 5268 nt
Organism: Drosophila nasuta
Lineage: Eukaryota; Metazoa; Arthropoda; Insecta; Diptera; Drosophilidae
Gene: Trf4-1
Product: Topoisomerase related function 4-1
Exons: 6
Coding region: 717-4229 (1170 amino acids)
Biological process (GO): polyadenylation-dependent ncRNA catabolic process; RNA 3'-end processing
Cellular component (GO): TRAMP complex; nucleolus
Molecular function (GO): mRNA binding; poly(A) RNA polymerase activity
Source: RefSeq, a predicted model, not a curated record